GAAAUGUGUGGACGGAAGCAUGCCAAGUGAACGAGGUCUCUGCCUUGCUCGUCAUUGACUUGACCCCGGCUCACUCUUUCCGCGAACGAGAUACGGAGGAGGCGAGAAGGAAAGUCAAACCCCUCUUCCUUCUUUGCCGUGCCUGAUCCGAGCAGAGGAAAGAGGAAACCGAGGUUGUGCAAUGGCGAGCGCUUUCCUCUCUUCCAUCCUAUCAAAAACCAGCCAAGUACUGGGCUUUGCUCAGAGAUCGGCAGUCUUGCCGUCUUCAUCAUCGGAUCCACGCAGCAGCGUCCUGAAAGAGCUGAAGAAGCUGGAGAGAACAUUAAAGAGGAUCCAAGCAGUGCUCCAUGACGCGCAGGAGAGGGAGAUACGAGAGGAAUCCGUCAAGCUCUGGCUGAAGGAGCUUAAAGCAGUGGCUUAUGAAGCAGAUGACGUGCUGGACGAGUACCAGUACGAGGUACUGCGAGCCCAAGUGGAAGGCCGAGCUUCCCUCAAUGGGAAGCGAGGGGUAGGGGACGACCAGGAAGAGGUUUCAAUUCCGGACGGCAUGGGGGAUAGAAUCAGGGACAUCAGGGAGAGGUUCGAUGAGAUCUCUCAGGAUCGGGAACGCCUCCGUUUAAGAGAGGAAGAUGGAAAGCGACGGGUCCUCGAAGCUCCAUACCCCGCACCAACCAGCCACAUGAUGGAUGAGUCGAGUAUUUAUGGAAGGGAAGACGACAAGCAGAAAGUAAUUGAUUUGCUGUUUUCCGAGGGUGGGGAAAAUGAUGUCUCCGUCAUUCCGAUUGUUGGCAUGGGGGGACUGGGAAAAACCACCAUCGCCCAGCUGGUCUACAACGACCCCAAGAUACUCUUAAGAAAGUGGCGAGGGUGCAGAGAGUGUUGCUCGUGCUCGACGACGUCUGGAAUGAUCAGCAAAGCCGUUGGGAGUCCCUAAGAAGCCCCUUCGUUGGUGCAAAAAUGGUCAGAAUUAUCAUGACCUGUAGGAAUGAUUCGAUCGCUGAGAUCAUGCAGACAGUGUGUCCUUAUCAUCCUGGCUGCUUGUCUCCAGAGCAGUCUUGGUCAUUAUUCAGACAUUAUGCAUUCGGUGGUCGAGACCCUAAAGAACAACCACGCUUGGCGGAUAUGGGUAAGCAGAUUGUCAGGAAGUGUUCCGGUUUACCAUUGGCUGUGAAGACAAUAGGAAGCCUUCUGAGAUACACGGCAGAUGAAGAUAGCUGGAUGGAUGUCAUACAAAGUGAUAUAUGGGAAGUCGACGAGAAUAUUAAUGAGAUUUUGCCAGCUCUUAGAUUAAGCUAUAGCCGCAUGCCAGCACAUCUAAAACCUUGUUUCGUUUAUUGUUCUAUGUUUCCAAAGGAUUAUGAGUUUGACAAAGAUGAAUUAGUCCGAUUGUGGAUGGCGCAAGGUUACAUCCAAACAUCUCGAGGUACAAGAAGACUGGAAGACAUUGGCAAUGAAUACUUCAUUGACUUACAGAGAAGAUCGUUCUUCGAUUCUCAUUGGUCUAAUUUUAAGAUGCAUGAUAUGAUACAUGAUCUAGCGAAAUCUAUUGCAGGAAAUGAGUGCUGGGCAAUUGUGGAUAAGAAGCUACCUGGUGUCCCCGAUGAGGUUCGCCAUUUAUUCACGAAUGAUGCAGAGGAAUUUGUGAAAUCACUACACUCGUAUAAUUUCAGCACCUUACGGAGCUUGUUAAUAUGGCAUCCUUCGUCUGGAUUUCCAACAGUAAUUUCAGAAAUAAUCAAGAAUCUGCCGCUACUACAGACUCUACAGUUUUGUUGGGAAAGAAAAGAUGAGAUCCCAGAUUUACUCGAUAAUCUGAAGCACCUGUGCUACUUACGAAUCACAUCCAACAAAAUUGAGAAGCUCUCUAAAUCAAUAUGCCUCCUUUAUCACCUACAGAUAUUGGUACUUGAUUGCGAGAAUCUUGCAGAGUUACCAAAUGGCCUAGGCAACCUUACCAACCUACGAAACUUGCAUAUCACAUCCAAGAAAAUUGACAAGUUGCCUAAAUCAAUAUACCUCCUUUAUCACCUACAGACAUUGGUACUUGAUGGUUGGAAUCUUGCAGAGUUACCAGAUAGCCUAGGCAACCUUACCAACCUACGAUACUUACGUAUCACAUCCGACAAUAUUAGGAAGGUCCCUGAAUCAGUAUGCCUCCUUUAUCAUCUACAGACAUUGGUACUUGAUGGUUGGAAUCUUGCAGAGUUACCAGAUAGCCUAGGCAACCUUACCAACCUACGAUACUUUGAACUACACACAUAUUGUAUUAAAAGGCUGCCUGGAACAGUUUGUCAGCUCCGCAAUCUACAGAUGUUGGUUAUUGAAGGGUGCACAAGGCUUCAAGAGUUUCCCAGUGGCAUAGGAAGCCUUACUAGCCUCCACCACCUACAAAUUGCGAACCGGCAAAUUCUCUGCUUGCCAGCUGGGAUCGGAAAACUAACAAAUCUUCGGAGCUUUCUUGGAUGUUAUAAGGUGCAAGGUGGGAUAGGAGGAGUGCUAAAGGGCUUGGUGAACCUCCAAACUCUCAUCAUCUCAGGGCUCAGGAACGUGGUCAACAUAGAGGAUGCCAGGGAUGCCGGUCUUAAACAUAAGCAUAAACUUAAGGAGUUGUUUCUAUAUUGGAAUGCGAUCGAUUGCAAAAAUGAUCCACAUCAUGACAAAUUACUACAUCUAGAAGCUUUUUCAGAGGAAAAUAAGGAUGUCCCAAUGGAUGAAAAAAGGGAGGAAGCCAUGCUCGAGUAUCUCCAACCUCACGCCAACCUCCAAAUUUUGUCUAUACAAGGGUAUGGUGGUUCCAAGUUUCCAGAAUGGGUAGAAGAUCCUUUCUGGGUAGAAGAUCCUUUCUCCUUUGCAUCACUUAAAGAAAUCACUGUAAGGAAUUGUGAAAAAAUAAGAUCUCUUGCUCUAUACAUUCAUGACUCUCUUGGAAAUCUGGACGCACCCAUAUCAAAAUCCAUGCUUAAGAGGAGGAAGGACUGCUGCCCAAUGCUCGAUAUUUGCAUAUCGAGGAGUGCCAGCAAUUGA
Messenger RNA from Phoenix dactylifera (date palm), 3024 nucleotides. The record is from RefSeq and is a predicted model, not a curated record. Lineage: Eukaryota; Viridiplantae; Streptophyta; Magnoliopsida; Arecales; Arecaceae.